This is a messenger RNA of Argentina anserina (silverweed cinquefoil), 1664 nucleotides long. RefSeq names its product glucan endo-1,3-beta-glucosidase. The coding region runs from base 177 to 1571 and encodes 464 amino acids. The record is from RefSeq and is a predicted model, not a curated record. The transcript is spliced from 4 exons. NCBI's taxonomy places the organism in Eukaryota, Viridiplantae, Streptophyta, Magnoliopsida, Rosales, Rosaceae. Gene Ontology annotation, biological process: carbohydrate metabolic process. Gene Ontology annotation, cellular component: plasma membrane. Gene Ontology annotation, molecular function: hydrolase activity, hydrolyzing O-glycosyl compounds.
UAACCCUGGGCGACAAGCUAGCUAACGUACGUUAUAUCGAUCAUACUCGCCCGAUUCCAAAGUAAAGUAUCUAGAGCUCAAAUACUUCUACUUCACCGAUGCUACCCCCGACAUAUUCAUGUACCCCAUUAUUCAUUUUCUUCACGUCCCCAAGAUAUCGAUAAUUACUACUCAUCAUGGCAAAUCCUCGGUCCGAUUUGGCAUUAACUGGAGGAAUAACCACCAUAGUUGUGUUGUUUAUUGUCUCAAUCUUUAAUGUUCAUGGAGUGCAGGGAUCUAUAGGAGUGAACUAUGGCACGGUGGCUAAUGACCUACCGCCACCGUCCCAAGUCGCGCACUUCCUUCUACAAUCCACCAUCAUCAACCGUGUUAGGCUCUUCGACACCAACCCUCAGAUACUCCAAGCCUUUGCUCAUUCAGGCAUUCCACUAACAAUCACUAUCCCCAAUGACCAAAUCCCCCACUUCACCAAACUAAGGUUUACUCAAAAUUGGCUCAAAACCAAUGUCAUACCUUACACCCCGGCCACCAACAUAGUCCGCAUAUUAGUAGGAAAUGAAGUACUCUCCACCACUAACAAGUUGUUCAUUGGGAACCUAGUCCCUGCCAUGCAAACCCUUCACAUGGCACUUGUAGAAGCAUCCUUAGACCGACAAAUCAAAGUCUCUACCCCGCAUUCUCUAGGCAUUCUUUCAAGCUCAAGCCCACCAUCCUCAGGUAAGUUUAGGCAAGGCUACGACACCCAUGUACUUAAACCACUACUCACUUUCUUGAGAGUCACCAAGGCUCCUUUCAUGAUUAACCCGUAUCCCUAUUUCGGAUACUCGGCCGACACGCUUGAUUACGCACUUUUCCGGCCAAAUACCGGUGUGGUUGAUCCCAAUACUAAACUCCUAUACACCAACAUGUUGGAUGCACAAUUAGAUGCUAUAUAUUCAGCUUUAAAGAUAGUGGGCUUUUCGGAUCUCGAAAUUGUUAUAGCUGAAACGGGUUGGCCUUCCAAGGGUGAUGCCGGCCAAGUUGGCGUUGAUCCAAACAGCGCAGCGGACUACAACCAAAAUCUCAUUCGUCACGUGACAUCCGGAAAUGGCACCCCACUAAUGCCAAAUCGGACAUUUGAGACUUACAUCUUUGCUCUCUUCAAUGAAAAUCUCAAGCCUGGCCCAACAUGCGAGAGAAAUUUCGGGCUUUUCCGACCUGACAUGACACCGGUAUACAAUGUCGGCAUCCUCCGGCACACGGCUAGUUCGUCUAUAUCGGGAAAUGGAAGCCCAAACCCACACCAAGCGCCAUUGCCACCACAUGGAGGGAAACAAUAUUGUUUGCCUAAAACGGGAGCUGACAUAGAGGCCUUACAGAAGAAUAUUGAUUACGUUUGUGGGCUCGGAUUAGACUGUGGCCCAAUUAAACAAGGUGGGCCGUGCUUUAUGCCCAACACAGUGAGAGGUCAUGCAGCUUAUGCCAUGAACAUGUACUAUCAAGCAAUGGGAAGGAACAACUAUGAUUGCGAUUUUGAGCAAACAGGAGCCACCACCACUGCUGAUCCAAGUUAUGGAAAAUGCAAGUAUUGAUGAUGGAGAACAAUGCAAUGCAUUACAGAAGAUACCCCAUAAUGUUAAUAGCUCUUUCUGUUUUUGCUAUGUAUUAUAUUCUAUAGACAUUAA